Suillus paluster is the source of this 1305-nucleotide messenger RNA. RefSeq lists its product as uncharacterized. The record is from RefSeq and is a predicted model, not a curated record. The transcript is spliced from 8 exons. Lineage: Eukaryota; Fungi; Basidiomycota; Agaricomycetes; Boletales; Suillaceae. Bases 1 to 1305 code for a protein of 434 amino acids.
AUGACCAGCGAUCUGCAGAUGCGUUCCCCGCUAUCUAGAGCGCGUGUAGUUCACGAAGAGUGGAUGCAGGUCACAGAUUCACUCCGCCGUAUAGGCAAUGAGCUCAACCAGGUGGUCAACGACUCAGUGAACGAAUCUAGAGCACACAAAACUCGAGCCAUUGAAUGGGAAGCCAGACAUCGCGAUGUUGUCACAGAGAACAAUGCAUUCAGAGCCAGUAAUGAGGAACUGAAGCGCCUGCUCGAGCUCGGCGAACCUGAUGCAGGGAGCGCGAUUGAGGGUAGAGAUGCCGCAUAUCGUAAAUUGCGACAUGUGCGGCGUGUCAUGCGCGAACUCUUAGAGGACUUGACGCCGGAUUCUGGAAAUAGUCCGAAUGAAAGCUCUUCCCUGCUAUUACAGGCAGAGCCACGAGACAGGGUGCAAGACAGGGAGCUUGGUGCCUCCCCGUCCCCUUCCGUUCAAAGUCGUAGAAACGAUGUGUCCUCUAGCAGCUCUGGUUCUGGUAGCACUGCCCGCCCGAGAUCUACGGGAAAAGGUCGCAGCUCGCCCGGAAUGAUACCAACUUCACCAUCAGCUUCGACAUCACGUUCUCGUGCAUCAAGGACAGGACAAACAUCAUCUGAAUACAACAGCUCAGGGUCGGACCCUUCUGUGGACCUGUCUGUACAUGCUGCGAGAAACUCUUCUGGGGGAGAUGAUAAUGAUGUUUGGAGGCUGACCUCAUCUCGCAGCCCCCGGAGUGCGGAAGUCAUUUGUCUUGUUGACAUGCAGUGGCUUCGGGAACGGCUGAACCUCGAUGAAGAUACGAUAUACUCCCUUGAAAGUCUGGGACAGGCGGAUGGGCAUUGUUUCCACAUGCAAAUUGUGGACAAUAUGGCAUUCGUCUAUGACCCGUUCUCGAUGGAUGGACCAGGCGAGUCGCUCUUGAUGGACUGGGGCACCCCAGACGCCAACGAGACUGUGCGUGGGUACGUUGUCAAGAAACGCCCGAGAGAUCGUAUUCUCCACACAUUCACCUUUCCUGUGAAAAGGGGAGUUUGGUAUUAUAUUGGUGCGCACGCAUGGAAUGUGAAAGACCUUUUCGAAGUUUGGCCUACACUGAAUGAUAAAGCCAAGGAAACCGUUACUGCAAAACUGCGGAGACGUUGCAACCGCAGGCACUCCCAGCAAGAUAUUACUGAGAUGAUCCAAGAUGGACGGCUGCAACAAUUCUGUGUUGAAGUGAGCAGUCGGUCAUUGAAGGCUCUCAGCCGAGAAUUUGCGAAGACACGUUUAGGUUAUGAAGGAGGGAAUAUCGCCCAAUGA